Molecule: messenger RNA, 1212 nt
Organism: Lytechinus variegatus (green sea urchin)
Lineage: Eukaryota; Metazoa; Echinodermata; Echinoidea; Temnopleuroida; Toxopneustidae
Product: alpha-ketoglutarate-dependent dioxygenase alkB homolog 4-like
Exons: 4
Coding region: 152-1093 (313 amino acids)
Biological process (GO): oxidative demethylation
Molecular function (GO): oxidoreductase activity; demethylase activity
Source: RefSeq, a predicted model, not a curated record
ACUCUACGUACCGUACCGUACGUUCACAUGCAUUUUUCAGUGCCUGCCGUACCUUCAAUGAAUCACUGUUAACCAAUUUCUGGUUCGUGCGAAAGCCGAAAAUCACUUUAGCUCAAUUCAAAUUUGCAGAGUCCAGCAGCAAUUUCCUUGAAUGGAAGGACUCCAUUAUCCAAGGCCUUGUGGAUGUACAGGAAUCCGCUCCUGCCUCGUCUGUGAGGCCAAAGAUAUCCAAGUGAAGCAUGCACCAGCAGGCAGGGAAUAUUUUCAGGAACUCUGGAGAUACUGUUACUUGUGUGGAAAAAUCCAACCUCCUCCACAUUCUGAGGGGAUGAGAGACAAGAGAACGCAAUCAGAUAUAGGAUGCCCUGAUCACCAUGCUACACAGGGUUUUGUCUUGCCUGGGAUACAAGUAAUACCUGACUUUAUAACGGACCAAGAGGAAGUGGAGAUGGUGCACAGGAUUGAAAGGAGUCCAUGGAAGGCGUCUCAGUCAGGAAGAUUCAAACAAGACUAUGGCCCUAAACCAAACUUCAAACGUAGAAAAGUCAAGCAAGGUGGCUUCACUGGUCUACCAACUUUCAGCAAACCACUGGUGUCUCGCAUGAACCGUCUCCCAGAGCUUGAAGACUUUCUUCCUGUUGAGCAGUGCCACCUAGAGUACACGCCCGAUAGAGGGUCGGCCAUUGAUCUUCACUUUGAUGAUUUCUGGCUAUGGGGGAACAGACUCGUCACCAUCAAUCUUCUCUCGGACACUUCCCUAUUACUGAAAUAUGAAACUGAUACUUCUUGUCAUGGAGUACCCAAUGAAUCUGGAACAAAUCAGCAAGACAACCAUAAUGUUGGAAGCCAGCAAGAGGAAUGGCUAGUGCACGAACUAUUGAUGCCAAUGCCAAGGAAAAGUUUGAUAAUACUGAGUAACGAUGCUAGAUAUAAGUGGAAGCAUGCAAUACCACGAGAAGCCAUUCGAGCUCGACGCAUCGCUGUGACCCUACGUGAGCUUGCCACAGAUUUCUUGCCUGGUGGGAGAAAUGAAGCUCUUGGUCAAGAACUCUUGAACAUUGCGUUGACAUAUGAUGGAACAGUCGUACACUGAAGGUUAUGACUGAUUUUACUGCAAUAUUUGUUCUAUGAGCAGAUAUCAAUUUUCUCAAACCGUCCUAGGAGGGUUUCAGUGAACAGAAAUAUCCAAUUUUGAAAUAAAUGUAUUUCAGU